UAAUUUAAACACAAUUUAAAAAUUCAAAUCAAUGAAAAUUAUAUAAUUAGUUACAAGAUUCUAGUCAUAAAACUUAUUAAUAUUCUUUUUUUUUUUUUUUUUUUUAAUUUACGACUAUGAGCAAAGGGGAGCAAAAUUCUUAAUGUGCACCGUACUGCACUUAAUAAAAACCUUCGAGAAAAGAGGAUAAUUAUUUAAUUAAUAUUAUUUCUCUGCUUUUUUAAUAUCGCAUCGAACCUCUCGUCGCCACCAAAUCCUUUUGUCUCCCCCCAAUCAAAUUAGGGUUAGGGUCCCCCCCUUUCAUAGCCGCCAAUCGACGAUGACAGGCAAGGCGAAGCCGAAGAAGCACACGGCGAAGGAGCUCCAGGCCAAGGCCGACGCGGCGCUGACCAACAGAGGCGGAGGAAAGGCGGGGCUCGCCGACAGGACGGGCAAGGAGAAAGGCGGCCACGCGAAGUACGAGUGUCCUCACUGCAAGAUCACGGCGCCGGAUCUGAAGACGAUGCAGAUCCAUCACGAGUCGAAGCAUCCAAAGCUGCCUUACGAGGAGCCGAAGAAUCUCCACGAGGCUCUGGCUGCUGCUCCUGAGUCGUCUUCCAAACCGAAACCUGGAAUCAGAGGAAGCCUCAAGAAGUGAUGAUCUUUGUGUGUUUGGGGGUUUGUAUCGAAUUGCGUUGUCAUCUUUAUUAUUAUGGGUUUCUUCAAGUUGUCUGCAAUGAUGCAUAUGAUAUAAAGUAACUGAUGAUAUGAUAUCUCUUAUUAAUC
Molecule: messenger RNA, 765 nt
Organism: Brassica napus (rape)
Lineage: Eukaryota; Viridiplantae; Streptophyta; Magnoliopsida; Brassicales; Brassicaceae
Product: protein METHYLENE BLUE SENSITIVITY 2-like
Exons: 1
Coding region: 320-637 (105 amino acids)
Source: RefSeq, a predicted model, not a curated record